AUGACUGGAACGAGUAUGGACGCAGUCGAUGCUGUGUUGGUGGACAUCAGUACCAACACUACUCAAUCGUCACAAUCAGGUGAUGGACCUAACGAGUUCAAGGUCAUAGCAAUGCAUUCACAUCCAUACCCAAGUGAUUUGAAGGAUGCAGUGUUGUCAAUAUGUCAAGGACAACAAACUACCUUGCGAACACUUGGUGAGAUUGAUCAUAGGUUGGCAAUAUUGUUUGCUGAUGCGGUCAAUGCAUUGUUGUCAAAGGCCAAUGUGAAGCCAAGUGAUGUAAAGGCAAUAGGUUGUCAUGGACAGACUGUAUGGCAUCAGCCAACAGACACUCAAUACCCCUUCACAAUGCAGAUUGGUGACAAUAACAUAGUGGCAGAGAGGACUUCGAUCAAUGUAGUUGGUGACUUUAGACGAAGAGACAUGGCCUGUGGAGGACAGGGUGCCCCACUCGUACCCAUCUUCCAUUCAAGAGUGUUGGCCAAUGACAAUGAACUUCGAAUCGUUGUCAAUAUAGGUGGAAUAUCCAAUUUCACCGUGCUGCACCCAGGUGAGCCUGUUGUUGGUUAUGACACUGGACCUGGUAACAUAUUGUUGGAUGCGUGGAUCAAUCAAUGUACUGGCGAGACCUUUGACAAGGAUGGAGUGUUCGCAUCACAAGGCACUACCAAUCAACAGUUGUUAAGGCAAAUGAUUGAGUCGACAUCAUACUUUGGACGAUCACCUCCCAAGAGCACUGGCAGAGAGCAGUUCAAUCUCGAAUGGCUUCAUGGACAACUUGACAAGUUCAACCAGCAACAUUCAAAUACCAUUACACUUAGUCCAAACGAUGUACAAUCAACACUUGUUGAUCUAACCGUGGAAUCAAUAGCAAGUCAUGUGGAUUUACAUGGUGGCUGUGAUCGACUGUUGGUAUGUGGAGGUGGUGCUCGUAAUCAGUUGAUCAUGGAUCGAUUGGAAGAGAGAAUGCCAAACGCAGUAGUGGAGCCAACAUCCAGUGUUGGCGUCGAUGGAGACGCAAUUGAAUGUCUGGCCUUUGCUUAUCUAGCAUACCUGCAUGUCAACCACAUGUCUGGCAACGUGCCAUCUGUCACUGGCGCAACAAAGUCUACAAUCUUGGGUGCCAUGUAUCCGAAAUGGUCGCCAUCGCAUUAG
Molecule: messenger RNA, 1155 nt
Organism: Acytostelium subglobosum LB1
Lineage: Eukaryota; Evosea; Eumycetozoa; Acytosteliales; Acytosteliaceae
Exons: 1
Coding region: 1-1155 (384 amino acids)
Biological process (GO): peptidoglycan turnover; amino sugar metabolic process
Molecular function (GO): ATP binding; phosphotransferase activity, alcohol group as acceptor
Source: RefSeq, a predicted model, not a curated record